Hemiscyllium ocellatum (epaulette shark) is the source of this 5719-nucleotide messenger RNA. RefSeq names its product putative N-acetyltransferase 8B. The transcript is spliced from 2 exons. Gene Ontology annotation, molecular function: N-acetyltransferase activity. NCBI's taxonomy places the organism in Eukaryota, Metazoa, Chordata, Chondrichthyes, Orectolobiformes, Hemiscylliidae. The record is from RefSeq and is a predicted model, not a curated record. The coding region runs from base 148 to 825 and encodes 225 amino acids.
CUGAUGGGACAUGUAGCUGCACAGGGCGAUCCCGCCGGGAGAUUCCAGGUGAGGGGUGGGGCCCGUUCCCCAUCUCCACUCGGAUUUCCCACAGCAACAGUAGCGCCCGCAGCCCGGUGACCGGGAGGACGAGGUGGAAGGGGGAGGAUGCCCGCGAUUCCCGGCGUCACCAUCCGGCCGUACCGCCCGGGGGACCUGCGAGAGGCCCAGAGCAUCGUGGGGGCCGGGUUGAUGGGGCUUGUUCCCUCCGCGUUCGGGCGUGCUGCCGGCUCGCCCUCCAACGUGGCCCUGGUGGCGGCGCUGGCCGGAGCGGCCUACGCCCUGAGCUGGUCCCUGGCCUGGGCCCUGGCGACAGGGCUGACCGCGCUGGGGCUCCUCUACCUGCUGUGCAGGGGCCUGUUCUCCUCCUACGUCCGGGAGGUACUGAGGACGGACAUGGCGGACAUCGAGGGCAGCUACCCGUGGCGGGAGGGCUGCGGCUUCUGGGUGGCCCAGCAGGAGGCGCCGGCAGCGGGGCUGGUGGGGACGGUGGCGCUGGCCGGGGAGCCGGCGGCGCCCGGGGCGUGCCGCCUGCUGCGGCUCUCGGUGCGGCGCUCGGCACGUCGCCAGGGGGUGGCGGAGGGGCUGGUGAGGACCGCCCUGGCUUUCGCCUCUGCCCACGGUUACCGCCAGUGCGUCCUGGAGACCUCGGUGCUCCAGCAAGCCGCCCUCGGGCUCUACCGGAAGCUGGGGUUCCGGACGGUGGCAUCGGAGCUCCCGGCUCAGUCCGCUCUCCUGAGCUACCUCACCAAGAUCACCCUGACCCACCUGGAGAAACGGCUGUGAGCGGGCGCGCGGGCAGGCUUCCCCCUGACCAGGCCCGGAGUGGGCACAGACAAUCCCGCGAGGGGUGGGGGGGGGGGGAGGUGUUCGGUGAACGCUCCCCCUGCCCCGCACACAGCCCCCCUUCUGUGGACAUCGCCCCCUCCCCCUCCCCCCUUCUUCCCUCACCGCACCCUUGCCCGAGCGACUUGGCAGUUUGCGUUCUGGUCACUCUGUGCCUCCUCCUGGAGAAAUGUCCUCUCAGGAUGUCACGUGGUGGUGGGUCAGAGAUCCUCGGGGGGGGAUGAUCUGAUAUCUCCCAAUUCAGUCACCUCCCAACCUCCUUCUCUCUGACGCUAACAGCCUCAGGUCCCUCGGCCUUUCCCCCAUCAGACCUUCCCUCCAUAACCAGGCACCGUCCCGGUAAAUCCCCUCUGCGCCCUUCCCAAAGCUUCCCCCCAUCCUCCCUAUAACGCGGGGACCAGACCUGGACACAAUACUCCGAGUGCGGCCGCUCCGGAGUUUUAUCCAGCUGCAGUGUCACCUCCUGGCUCCGGAACUCAAUCCCUCUCCCAAUAAAAGCUAACCCACCCUCCGCCUCCUUCACAAUCCUCCCAGCCUGGGUGGGGAACGUUCAGGGAUCGGUGUGGGCUGGACACCGAGAUCUCUCUCUCUCUCUGCUCAUCACCACGACCGAGAAUCUUCCCCUGAGCCCAGCGCUCUGCAUUCCUGUUCCUCCUUCCAAAGUGAAUCACCGCACACUUGUCCGCAUUAAACUCCAUUUGCCACCUCUCCGCCCAGCUCUGCAGCUUACCAAUGUCUCUCUGUAACCCGCAACAUCCUUCGUCACGAUCCACAACUCCACCGGCCUUAGCGUCACCCACACAUUUACUAACCCAUCUUUCUAUGCCCUCAUCCAGGUCAUAUAUAAAAAUGACCUACAGCAGUGGAUCCAAAACAGAUCCUUGUGGUAGACCAUUAGUAACUGAACUCCAGGAUGAAUAUUUCCCAUCAACCACCACCUUCUGUCUUCAUUCAGUGAGCCAAUUUCUGAUCCAAACUGCUAAAUCACCCUCAAUUCCAUGCCUCUGUAUUUUGUGCAAUAGCCUACCAUGGGGAACCUUAUCAAACACCUUACUGAAAUCCAUAUACACCACAUCGAUCGCUUUAGCCUUAUCCACCUGUUUGGUCACCUUCUCAAAGAACUCAAUAAGGUUUGUGAGGCACAACCUACCCUUCACAAAACCAUGUUGACUAUCCCUAAUCAACUUAUUCCUCUCCAGAUGAUUAUAAAUUCUAUGUCUUAUAACCCUUUCCAACACUUUACCCACAACCUAAGUAAGGCUCACUACUCUAUGAUUACCAGGAUUGUCUCUACUUCCCUUCUUGAACAAGGGAACAACAUCUGCUAUCUUCCAUCUUCUGGCACUAUUCCUGUAGACAAUGACAACAUAAAGAUCAAAGCCAAAGGCUAGGCAAUCUCCUCCCUAGCUUCCUAGAGAAUCCGAGGAUAAAUCCCAUCCAGCCCAGGGGACUUAUCUAUUUUCACACACUGCAGGAGUUCUAACACCUCCUCCUCGUGAACCUCAGUCCCACCUAGCCUAGUAGCCUGUAUCUCAGUAAUCUCUUCGACAACAUUGUCUAGUGUGAAUACUGACGAUAAAUAUUAAUUUCAUACUUCCCCUAUCUCCUCGACUCCACACACAACUUCCCGCUGCGAUCCUUGACUGGCCCUAAUUUAACCCUUGUCAUUCUUUUAUGCCUUAAAUACCUUUGGGUUUUCCUUGAUCCUACCCACCAAAGACUUCUCAGGUCCCCUCUUCUGAGCUCUCUCUUGUUAGGUCUUUCCUGGCUGACUUGUAAAUCUCAAGCCCCCUAACUGAGCUAUCACAUCUCAGCUUUACCUGAGCCUGCUUCUUCCUCUUGACCAGAGAUUCCACUUCCUUCGUAAACCAUGGCUCCCUUGCUCGGCCACUUCCUCCCUGCCUGACAGGCAUGUACUUACCAAGGACACCCAGGAGCUGUUCCUUGAAUAAGCUCCACGUUUCUAAUGUGCCCAUCCCCCUGAAGUUUCCUGCCCCAUCCCAUGCUUUCUAAAUCUUGCCUCAUCGCAUGGUAACUGCCUUUCCCCCCAGCUGUACCCCUUGCCCAGUGGUAUACACCUAUCCCUUUCUCUCACUAGAGUAAACAUAACCAAAUUGUGAUCGCUAUCACCAAAGUGCUCACCUAGUUCUGACUCUAACGCCUGGCCGGGCUCAUUACCCAGGACCAAAUCUAAUAUCAUUUCGCCCCUUGGUUGGCCUGUCUACAUACUGUGUCAGGAAACCCUCCUUCACACCCUGGACAGAAACUGACCCAUAUAUAGUAGUGUUCCCAGUCAAUAUUUGGAUAGUUGAAGUCCCCCAUGACAACUACCCUGCCUCUCUCACUCCUAUCCAGAAUCAUCUUUGCUAUCCUUUCCUCGACAUCUCUGGGACUAUUCAGAGGCCUAUAGAAAACUCCCAACAGGGUGACCUCUCCUUUCCCCUUUCUAACCUCAGCCCAUACCACCUCAGCAGACGAGUCCCCAAACGUCCUUUCUGCCACUGUAGUACUGUCCUUGACUAACAGUGCCGCACCUCCCCCCUCUUUUACCAUCUUCCCCUGUUCUGAGUGAGCCAACUAAAUCCCGGAGCCGUUCCUGUCCCUGCUGUAUCCAUGUCUCGGAAACAGCCACAACGUCGCAGUCCCAGUGCUGCCCGUUCCCCCCCCCACCUUAUUCCAGAUGCUCCUGACGUUGACAUAGACACACCCCAACCCACCUUCCUGUUCACCGGGAAGCGCCUGUGACCCUGAAACCUUAUUUCUGACCUCGCUCCACACAACCUCCUGGGCAAUUCAGGUUCCCAUCCCCCUGCCGAGUUAGUUUAACCCCCUCCCCAUCCCCUCCCCGGGAUAUUGCUCCCACUCUGGUUCAGGGGAAGACUGUCCUGUUUGGAGGGGUCCCACCCUACCCCGGAAAGAUCCCCAAUUAUCCAGGGGCUCCCUCCCUCCUGCACCAUCCCUGUAGCCACGUGUUCAGCUCCUCUCUCUCUCUCUCUCCUCCCUACUCAAACACGGGACUAACACCGGGAACGAGUGUGCGGCAGAGAGAGAGAGAGAGAGAGAUCAUGGGAAGGAGUACAGCAGAGAUCAGGCCCUUCAGCCCCACCAUGUUGUGCUGACCGCUGAUCCUCAUGUACGCACCCUCACAUUUCUGUGACCAUCUGCAUAUUCAGGAGUCUCUUAAAUGUCCCCAGUGACCCUGCCUCCACAACUGCUGUUGGCAACGCAUUCCAUGCUCUCUCAACUCUCUGUGUAAAGAACCCGCCUCUGGCAUCUCCUCCAUACAUUCCUCCAACCAGCUGACCCCUCGUGUGAGUCAUUUCUGCCCUGGGAAAUAGUCUCUGGCGAUCUAUGCCUCUCAUUAUCUUGAAUACCUCAACUAGGUCCCCUCCCCUCCUCCUGUUCUCCAAUGAGAAAGGUCCGAGCCCAGUCAACCUCUCUUCCUAAGAUAAGCCCUCCUGUCCAGGCAGCAUCCUGGUAAACCUCCUCUCAACCCUCUCCAAAGCAUCCACACCUUUCCUAUAACAGGGUGACCAGAACUGGACGCAGUAUUCCAAGUGCGGUCUAACCAAAGUUUUAUAGAGCUGCAACAAGAUCUGACGACUCUUAAACUCCAUCCCCCUGUUAAUGAAAGCCAAAACACCAUUUGCUUUCUUAACAACCCUGUCCACUUGGGUGGCCAUUUUAAGGGAGCUAUGUACCUUCACCCCAAGAUCCCUCUGUCCCUCCACACUGCCAAGAAUCCUAUCCUUAAUCCCGUACUCAGCUUUCAAAUUCGACCUUCCAAAAUGCAUCGCCUCGCAUUUAUUGAGGUUGAACUCCAUCUGCCACCUCUCAGCCCAUCUCUGCAUCCUGUCAAUGUCCCGCUGCAGCCGACAACAGCCCUCUAUACUGUCAACGACACCUCCAACCUUUGUGUCGUCAGCAAACUUGCUAACCCAGCCUUCCAUCCCCUCAUCCAAGGACAUAUGGAGGCCCAAGGACAGAGCCCUGUGGAACACCACUCACCACAGACCUCCAGGCAGAAUAUUUUCCUUCCACUACCACUCGCUGUCUUCUGUUGGCCAGCCAAUUCUGUAUCCAGACAGCUACGUUCCCCUGUAUCCCAUUCCUCCUGAGUAUGGGAGAGGGGUAGGGACAGGGAGAGAGGGAAAAGGGGUAAGAUACCGACAGAGAGGAAGAGAGUCUCUCCGACGCUCUCUGGGUCUCUUUCACCCUCUCUCUCUCUCUCGGAGGGAGGAGAGGCUUGACCCUGGAGGAUCCAGGUAUAGGGGGAUAGAACAAGGCCAUUCGGUCCCAGCUGAUACGUCUCUCAACCCCAGCAUCUCCCCGUAACCUCUCUCUGUCUCUCUCACUGUCACUCACGUGCGCGUGCACACACUCACACACACACUGCAUGGGAAUCUCACACACACACACUUACACACACCCAUGCACGGGAAUCUCUCACACUUACACACACACUGCUUGGGAAUCUCUCACACACUUAUACACACACUGCAUGGGAAUCUCUCUCUCUCUCUCUCUCACACACACACACACACACACACACACACUGCACAUGAAUCUCUCUCACACACACAGACACACACACACCAGCGGUGUCAAAAUUCAUCAAAAGGAGGUUCAGAAAUACACACUGGAAACCGGCAUCAGUGUAAACUUAACUCUGACAUAAGCUUGAUUCGCUGACUUAGCCUGUUGGAAGAGCGGGCGUCGUGAGACAGGAAUCACGGAUUUUUGUCUGGCCGAGAACAGGAAAACAAAACAUCAGUUCGUGCCUGGGAGAAUAUUGAGAGAUUUCGAGACCGUAAUCUGAAAGCGUUCACAAUGG